GUAAAGAUAUAGAAACGUAUCUCGGUUCGGAUUAUACGAAUGAGCGUUAUCUCCGCGAUAUGUCGACUUGAUAUUUAACGAGAAAGAUCUGAUCGGAUCUGAUCGAAUGUGCGAUGUCUCGUGAAAGCGAUACGAAAGAUAUGAUCGCGAUGGACGAGUAUCAAGUAACGGAGGAUGAUGAGAUAGCUGCUAUUGAGUAUGAGCUACGACAAAUAGAGAACGAACUGCAGAAGUUGCAAGAUCGCAAGGAAAUAUUGACGCAACGCAAAGAGAAAUUGCGCGACGAUGCUCUCUUGAAGAAAAGUUUUUCUCUGUCCAAGAAAAAUUGGAGCAAUCGAGAUUUCCCUUGGUCCACGAAACUCGUGAAAACGUUAAAGGAUGUAUUUAAGAUAGAAGAAUUACGAGAGUUACAAUUACCGACUAUGAAUGCGAUCAUGUCGAAGGAAGAUGUUAUAUUGAUUAUGCCUACAGGUGGUGGUAAAAGUUUAUGUUAUCAGUUGCCGGCUGUGAUCAGCGAAGGUAUAACGAUAGUAAUCUCACCAUUGAUAUCCUUGAUGGAGGAUCAGUUGUAUGGAUUACGUAAACUCGAUGUAAAAGCCAAUAUAUUGUGCGCAAAGGCCGACAAGGAGAGUGUCAAAUCGGUUAUGACGACCCUCGUGGAUAAAAAUUCAUCUCUCAAAUUGAUUUAUGUAACGCCGGAAUAUAUGGCCAAGUCCACGCGCUUCAUGAAUAAGUUACAGAAAGCGUACGAGUUGGGACAUCUGGAUCGUUUUGCGAUAGAUGAAGUACAUUGUUGCAGUCAAUGGGGUCAUGAUUUCAGGCCAGAUUACAAAUUCUUAGGAAUACUCAAAUCCAUGUUUCCAGGAAUACCGAUUCUAGGUCUCACGGCAACAGCCCCGGCCAAGAUCAUCGUAGAUGUGCAGAAAAUGCUAGACAUUAGUGGUUGCCUGGUUUUACGAGCUUCGUUCAACAGACCCAAUUUGUACUACGAGGUUCGUCGCAAGCCAGCGGACAAGGAAACAUGCCUCGCGAUGAUAGAAAAUUUGUUGAAGAAUCGAUUUAGCGGCAAAUCGGGUAUAAUUUACACAACUACGAUUAAAGAUGCGGAGCAAUUAACGACGGACUUGAGAAACAGAGGUAUCAAAGUCGGAUGCUAUCAUGCGAUGCUCGAAGCCGAUUAUCGAUCGGAAGUCUACUCCAAAUGGAUGUCGGCGAAAACUGAUGACAUAACGGUCGACUACCUGUCUAAUUACGAUAACACGACGAUGCCUCUGCCGAAUAUUUUGAGGAAAGCGAGCAACUACAUCCUCGGCGAAUGCGGUCAGGACAAUCGACGUGUCAUCUAUCAGGAUGGCGAAGCGUUAUUUUGCAAAAAUAACGUUUGCGUGCAUCCUCCGACGUUAAUGAGACAAUAUGCCGACGUGGUACAUCAUCCCGGGUAUUUGACUAUAACUUGCAAGUUAAACAAGAAUUCAAACUUGCCGACCCUGCACCUAAGUUGGAUACCGAAUAGCACGUUGCGCAAACAUCCUACCGCCUUGGAGAAUCUGAGUGCUAGGAACGUUGCCGUGCAUCGAGACGAUGAUCCGAUGUUCUCCCAUUCCCGAAUCCCUGAAAAAGUUCAUGGUGAUUCGCGUAACAUUUCGGACGUGAGAUACGAGCUCGAAAACGAGAACGAGAAUGAAAACGAUACCGAAAAUGAUAAUGGAAAUGGGAAAUUGGACGGAUGUUUGGAGGCGAAGGAACCCGUCAAUUGCGGAGAUUGCGAACGCGUCUGUUCCGGUUCCGGUUCUGGUUCCAGCUACAGCUACGAGUAUCCACGUCAUCGAAAUCCAGGCAUGGUGAAUCGCAACGACGACAAUAUCAAGACUUGCGAUAUUGAAAAUCGCCUGGAUACGGAUUUGGUAGAGUCGAGCAACGAGAACAGAGAUUUGAAAGAGCGAGACUUUAACGAGAUCGACGCGAGAAGCGUUGACGAGGAACCGGCACGCUUCUCCUUCCGCGAUGAUGCGAGCAUCAAGAGUCGCAGCUUGUCGUUAACUUCGACGUGCAGCCUGUCAAUCUCGGUACCUACCGAUGCCGAGGAGAUGCCGUCGUGGAUGAGGUCCCCGGAACUUCUAGCUUUGCAACACAAUCUUGUCUUUCCUGAGAGCGCAACCGCUUCGCCCGUGACACUGCGUAGAGCGCAUCGAUGUAGAAGAUUUUCGGUGGACCUCAGCGAAAUGCGAUCCUUGAGACUGUUCUUCGCCGAUCCUGCUUGCACCAGCGGCCAAUUGGUCGUGGCGAGCAGAGAGAGCCAGUAUAAGAUUUUGCAUUUCCAUCAUGGCGGUUUGGACCGGCUAGCCGCCACUCUACACCAAUGGCAUCAAUUGCUUUAUCCGCGCUUGAACGCGGACACGGAAGAGACUUUGCCGUAUAGGCACUUCAUGGUAUGCCGGCCGGAAGUGAGCCGAGACGAAUUACAUCCCGAGGAAGGUCAAGUGCCGAUGAUCACAUCGUUAGCCUGGAAGGAUUUAUUGAAUGAACGAGGCCAAGUGGAGGAUGAUCUUGCUCUUCGUAAAGGGAUCUUUUUCGGGGGUUUGGAACCGGCGCUACGAAAGAUCGUUUGGCCCUUUCUGUUACACUGUUACUCUUAUCAAAGCACCUACGAGGACAGAGAACAGAUCGAUGCCAUUAGACGGCAGGAAUACGAAGAGAUAGAGAAACGCAGACUGAACAUGAAUCCUGAACAGGCCGAGCGUUUCUGGCGUAACGUCGUGUGCAUAGUGGAGAAAGAUGUUGUCCGCACGGAUAGAGCUAAUCCAUAUUAUGCCGGUGAGGGUAAUCCCAACAUCGAAGUAAUGAAGAAUAUUUUACUCAAUUACGCGGUAUACAACUGCCGCUUGGGUUACACUCAAGGGAUGUCCGAUCUCCUGGCACCUUUAUUGGCAGAACUCAACUCCGAAAUCGAAGCUUUUUGGUGUUUCGCGGGUUUGAUGCAAAGAUCGGUAGCUGUAUGUACUCCGACCGAUACGGAUAUGGACAGAAAUCUAUGCUAUCUCCGAGAAUUAGUAAGAAUCAUGGUUCCAGAUUUUUAUGCGCAUCUUGAAAAACACACGGAUGCUUUAGAGCUUCUGUUUUGUCAUCGAUGGAUACUCUUAUGUUUGAAAAGAGAAUUCUCAACCGAGAUUGCAUUGGUAAUGUGGGAAGCCUGCUGGGUCAAUUACCUGACGGAUCAUUUUCACUUGUUUCUUUGCCUCGCUAUAAUGUGCGUUUACGCGGACGAUGUGAUUGCUCAGGAUCUUCGAACGGACGAAAUGUUACUGCAUUUCAGUUCACUGGCCAUGUACAUGGACGGGAACGUUAUACUUCGAAAGGCACGAGGUCUGCUUCAUCAUUUUCGUCAGCUUGUGCGUUUACCUUGCACGUUGGCCGGACUGUGCCGACAAUGUGGUCCGGGAAUGUGGGACAGUGCGCACGAUCCAGUGAUAGAGUGUGUGGGUCACGAAGAUACGCAUUGCCCAUAUUUAAAUAAUUACGAAUAAUUGUCUAAUUUAUACGAAGGAAAAAGAGAGCAUGUUACAUCAUCAGUAUUACUUGACGUACGGAUUGUCUCAUCGUUUCAUCAAUGACUAGAUUAAGUCCUUGUUUUCUUUUGCACAAUCUCUUCUCUCUUUACAUCGAAUUUUGAUUCAAAGUCUAUAAAGUUUUCUGCAAACGCUAAUAUUUACGAGAUGUAUCAAAUAUAGUUACUCUCUGUGCUCUCUUUUACACGUGAAUAAACUCGGAUUGUCACAAAUAUGAUGAUACAUGACAUAACGUGCGUUCUCGUUUUUGUAUAUGCUGUUGACUUAUUGAAUUGAUCAAAAAGAAGAAGUAAAGCAAUGAUAUAUCAAGCACUAAUUACCUGUGUUAUACGUUAUACAUCGUUAUACAUUUUAAAUUAAUACCGAAACACGAAGACAUAUCUCAAAAUCUAAUCUCAUAUUAAGCUCAUUGUCAGUUGAAAAAAAGUAAGCUUGCAAGAUGUGACGUUGAUAACAUUAUAUAUUAAUAGAUAGAUGCAUCUAUACUAAUCGCAAUGUCAAAGAAUGAGAGGAAAGGAUACUUAAUACAAGAAUGUCAGAAUGUUGAAAUCAACUGGGAUGGAAAGAUAUCCGUCACCUCUCUCAUUAGGCUUGUUCUUUUUAAUUCAACCUCUUGCAUGGUUCAUCUUUCUUCUUUAUCUCUCUACGUUACAGAAAAGAAAAGAUGAACGAAGUUGCAACGAAUGAAGAUGAGAGAAAUUCAGGCCUUAUAAUCUUACUUCAUAUACGAAUUUCUGAUCUAAUGAGCUUAAGUUGGAAAUCAAAGAGAGAAAUCAAAUCGUAUGAAUACACGAAAAUACAUUUAUUGUGAAAAUGUAUGUGUGCGUGCGCGUACGUGUGCGAGCAUGCAUGCACACAUGCACACUCUAAAUAGUGCAGGGUAUGAAAUGGAGCCAAUUAUAUAUUCACUCCAAAGUGUUCACUUACGUUUGUAUACAUACGACACAUUCUUCACAUUACAGCCAUAUAACGUUUCUUUCGAAAUUUUAAAAUACAACACGCCAAAUUUUCGUUUCUUAUUGAAAAUUAAUCGAGCAUAAUCUUUGUAACAUAAUUGCACAACUGCACAUGUAUCGCAUUCGACUUUAUCCAAAAACAAACACGAAGUAUUGGAAUGAGAUAAUUUAACCAAACGAUUCCAAAUGAAUAAGGGUUCAUCUUUUUUAUUUUUAUUAUUAUUAUUAUUGUUGUUGUUGUUGUGUAGUAGAGUCCGUUAUCAUAAAUAUACGUAAAGAAGCUAUUUAAUAAUACAUUCAAGAUUUUUACAGAUGUUCUUAUGCACAAAGGCGAUUGUAACACAUUUUACACUAAUCCACUUGAUCAGGGAUGUAAAACUUUAUUCAAAAAUAUCUCGCUUUUAUCAUGCUAUUUGGUAUCGUUGAAAUCUUGAAGAGAAAUCUAUCUUAAGCGUUAAGAUUUAUCCCAUAUGGAUCUCAGAGUUUGUAAUAAAUAUACAAGAAAUGUGUGUGUAUGUAGAAAUGUGUGUAUAUGUAUAUAUCGGUGCAAAUAAAUCGGCAGAAAGACUUGUAUAAUCAA
Messenger RNA from Pogonomyrmex barbatus (red harvester ant), 5102 nucleotides. RefSeq names its product TBC1 domain family member 16 (gene TBC1D16). Gene Ontology annotation, molecular function: GTPase activator activity. Gene Ontology annotation, cellular component: early endosome. The record is from RefSeq and is a predicted model, not a curated record. NCBI's taxonomy places the organism in Eukaryota, Metazoa, Arthropoda, Insecta, Hymenoptera, Formicidae. Gene Ontology annotation, biological process: activation of GTPase activity.